Molecule: messenger RNA, 273 nt
Organism: Staurois parvus
Lineage: Eukaryota; Metazoa; Chordata; Amphibia; Anura; Ranidae
Source: the annotation of a GenBank genome assembly
AGUGUAGCCCCAUCAGUGCCACCUGUCAAUGUCCAUCAAUGCCACAUGUCAGUGCCCAUCAAUGCCACCUGCCAGUGCCUAUCAGUGCCACAUAUCAAUGCCUACUAUCAGUGCUGCCUACCAGUGCCAGUUAGUGCUGCCUAACAGUGCCAGUCAGUGCCACCUAUCAGUGCCGCCUAACAGUGCCAAUCAGUGCCACCUAACAGUGCCACCUUACAGUGCCGCCUAUCAGUGCCAUAUAUAAGUGCUGCCUUUCAGUGCCCAUCAGUGAUG